Rattus norvegicus (Norway rat) is the source of this 5400-nucleotide messenger RNA. It is a transcript of the gene Mospd3, whose product is annotated as motile sperm domain containing 3. NCBI's taxonomy places the organism in Eukaryota, Metazoa, Chordata, Mammalia, Rodentia, Muridae. The record is from RefSeq and is a predicted model, not a curated record. Gene Ontology annotation, cellular component: membrane.
CAAACAAGGUUUACUGAUGGCAGGACUGAAGGGCUAACGGCACUUGGCCCUAAGUCUGAUGGUCUGAGUUCAAUCUCUAGGACCUACAUGGUGGAGAGAGAAUAGACUCCGACAAGUUGUCGUCUGACUUCCACACACGCACCAUGCGACACGUGCCAUAGCACCACAAACAUAAUGUGCACCAAAAAUAAAAAUACAAGUUUUAUGUCAGGUGGUAGUGGCAUAUGCCUUUAAUCCCAGUGCUUGGGAGGCAGAGGCAGGGGGAUUGCUGUGAGUUCGAAGCCAGUAUGGUCAGCAGAAAGAGUUCUAGGACAGCCAGAGAAACCCGUCUCAAAAACAUAAAUAAAUAAAUAAAUAAAUAAAUAAAUAAAUAAAUAAAUAAAUAAGCAAAUAUGUUUUAAAAGUAAACAAUAGAGAGAGCAAUUGAAGAAUAUACCCACUGUUGACUUCUAGACACCAUAUUUACAUACAUGUAAAUAUGUAUGUAAAUCUUUAAAUCUCACCCCCCCCCAAAAAAAAACCAAUCUCAACUAGAAGCUGAAUCUGUGCCACUUGUAAUCACAAUACUUGGGAGGUGGAGACAAGAUGAUCAAGAGUCCGAGGCCAGCCUGGGCUACGUAGAAGUUGGAGGCCAAACUUGAGCUGUGUAAGAUUGAGUCUUUUUUUUUCUUUUUUCUUUUCUUUUCUUUUUUUUUUUUCUUUUUUUCUUUUUUUCAGAGCUGGGGACUGAACCCAGAGCCUUGCGCUUGCUAGGCAAGCGCUCUACCACUGAGCUAAAUCCCCAACCCCAAGAUUGAGUCUUAUGCUUUAAGAAGUUAGAGGAAUGUAAGUUGGAUCUUGCUUCUCCAUUGCUCAAAAUACUGAGAACAGGUCCACUGAGAUGGCUCGCUGCCAGGCCUGAUAGCCUGGGUUCUAUCACCAGGACUCACACAGUGGAAGGAGAGAACCCACUCCUGCAAGGUGUCCCCAAUUCCCACAAAUGCACUGGACACACAGAAUUAAAUAGGGCUGGAGAGAUGGCUCAGCGGUUAAGACUCCUGGCUGCUCUUCCAGAGGAUCAGGGUUCAUUCCCAGCACCCACGUGGCAGCUCAUAACCUUCUGUAAAUGCCAGUUCCUCGGAAUCCAACGCCCUCACACACACACACAUGCAGGCGAAAUACCAAUAAAAUUAAAUCAUUAAAGGAUGAGUGAACAGAUGUAACUAUAACAAUUCUGAGGAUGGUUCUCAAAAUACAAUCCAGGUCCACUGUGGGUCUUUGCUCUUGCUACUCCAGCCUCCCUCCAUCCCCAUCACUUACUGUUCUAUCUGGCACCUAACUGGUCCCCAGUCAUUACUCUUUCUCCUUCAUUGUCGUCGUCGACUUCCUCUUCUUGUUCUUCUUGUUCUUCUUGUUCUUGUUCUUCUUCUUGUUCUUCUUCUUCUUCUUUUCUUCUAUUCUUUUCUUCUUCUUUUCUUCUAUUCUUUUCUUCUCCUCCCCUCCUCCUCCUCUUCCUUUUCUUCUUCCUUUUCUUUUUCUCCUCCUUUUCCCCCUCUUUCUUUUCCUCUUCUUCAUCUUUUUUUUUUCUUGUUUUAAACUGGGCCUCACUAUCUUGCCCAGCAUGGCUUUCAACUUACUAUGUGGCCCAGGCCCAGGCUGGCCUUGAACUUGCAAUCCUUAGUAUUCAGAUGGCAGGUGAGUGCCACUACACCAGUUCUCUUUGUGCAUUUUUCUUUUUCUCCUUCUCCAUCUUCUUCUUCUUCCUUUUUCUUCUUCUCCCCCAUCUCUCGUCUGUGUGUGUGUGUGUGUGUGUGUGUGUGUGUGUGUGCAUAUGUGUUUAGACGUCCUUGGGUGUUAUCAUCAAAAUCACCAUCUUUUUUUUAAUAUUGUAAUUUUUAAGAGGUGUGUGUGUGUGUGUGUGUGUGCGUGUGUGUGUGUGUGUGUGUGUGUUGCCUUCAGACACACCAGAUGAGGGAAUGAGAUACCGCUACAGAUGUGGUUGUUGGGAAUUGAACUCAGGACCUCUGAAGAGCAAUCAAUGCUCUUAACUUCUGAGCCAUCUCUCCAGUCCCAGAUUAUCUUUCAAGUACUGAAGAUACAAAAGAACACAAACAUCCCUGGUUUUGGAGAGGAGAGAUUAAGAAAAUAUAAUAUCAAGUGUCAAGAAACAUGCUAUAAAGAAAGCAAAGUGGGGGGUGAUGGCUCAUGGGCUGAGAGGUAGCUUGGUGGUUAAGAGCACUGUCUGCUCUUCCAGAGAUUCUGAAUUCGUUUUCUAGCAACCACAUGGUGGUUCACAACCAUCCAUACUAGGAUCUGAUGCCCUCUUCUGGCAUGCCAUUAGAGCGCUUAUAUACAUAUAAAUAAAUAAAUAAAUCUAAGAGGGAGAGGGAGAGGGAGGGAGAGGGGAGGGAGAGGGAGGGAGGGGGGAGAGAGAGGAAGGGGGAGGGAGGGGAAGAAAGAGGAAGAGGGAGGGGGAGGGAGGGGAAGAAAGAGGAAGAGGGAGGGGGAGGGAGGGGGAGGGAGGGGGAGGGAGGGGGAGGGGGAGGGAGGGAGAGAGAGAGAGAGAGAGAGAGAGAGAGAGAGAGAAUUUCUUUAAUCCCAAUACUCAAAAGGCAGAGGCAGGUGGAUCUCUGAGUUCCAGGCCAGCCUGGUCUACAGCCAGGGCCAGUCUUGAAAAAUAAACAAAAUAAAUAAACAAAAUCAAGAAAAAGCAUGAUAAAUCAGUUUUCCGUUUCAGUCUUUGCCAUAAAACCAACUCAUUUAAUUUUUUUUACAUUUAUUGUUUGUUAUUUUUGGUUUUCCGAAACAGGGUCUCUCUGUGUAGCACUGGCUGACGUGGAACUCUCUUUGUAGAGCAGAUCCACCAGCCUCUGCCUCCAGAGUGCUUGGAUUUGAGGUGUGUGCCACCAUAUCACACACAUCCCCCCACCCCCAUGCUUGUGGUUUUCGAGACAAGACUUCACUAUGUAGCCUUGGCUGACCUAGAACUCCCUCUGUGUAACUGAACAGGUGAGUUUCAAACCUGUGGCAAUCCACCCGCACCUGCCUUUAGUAUUGGGACUACAGAACUGUGCCUGGCUACUUUUGGUUGUUUUCUUUUUCUCUUUGCUGUUUCUUUUUCUUUUUUCCUAAUCAUCAUAUUAAUUACAGAUAAUUAUGCGUUUUAUAGAAAUAAAAUGAUCUAAUACAAUUUUUAUAUAAAAUGUGUAUAAAUGUAUUUUGAUCACAUUCACCACCACCAUUUCUCUUGUCCCCCAUUCCCUUUCCCUUCCCAACUGGUUCCCCAAGCUCUCUUAGUGGUUCUUGUUUCGGGUUUUGGAUGAACCAGUGUUUUAUUGAAGUUGCUUCCAGGAGCAUAGGCAAUUUAAUAAUGGUUAUCCCAAGGAAGAAAAUGUCUCUCCCUUCCCAGCAACUACUAAGUACCUAUAGGGGCCGAGCCUUGUAAGCACAUCUUUAGUAUCGAGUGUUUUCUCUGCAUGUAUAUGACCCACGUACUGGUAGAGGUCAAGUGAGGGCGUUCGAUUUUCUGAAACGAGUUAUUGAUGGUAAUGAACCACUAGGUCAAUGCUGGAAGCAAACCUGGGUCUUUUCAGCCACCAAGCUAACCCUUCAGUACCUCCCCUCUUUAAAAAAAAAAAAAAAAAAAAAAGUGUAACCGAAGCCGGUUAUUUCUGCUUCAUCCAAUUCUACUUAUUGAUUACUGACUUAAUCUUACGUUUCUCAGCCCCAAACAAGAAGGAAAGAAAAGCGAAAUGAAUAAAAACAAAAAACAAAAAACCCUAGUAACAGAUGAGCUCAAAAUAAACAUAUAAACUAACAAACGAACGAACAAACAAAUUGCUAACUACUAAUCCAGCCCCGCCUCUCCCACUUAAUCUCAGAGAAGGAACCCAGGACACGUAAAAUUCUUACCUAAAAUCAAGCCAAUCAGUGGUGCCGAGAGAAGCGCGUUUGGUCUUUGAAGAAUACCAAUCAGCGAACAUUGGGGCGGAAGAGAGAAAGCAUUCACCGAUGAGAGAGAUCGUACGGCGGAAGUGGAUGAAGGAACUCUUGAGAAUAUGGCGUCCUUAUUCUGGGCACAAGUUCACUGGAGGAAAACUUUGAUCGCAAGGUGAUUAUCAUAGUACAAGCGGCCAUUCACAGCAGAAACCCCUGGCAGGUCACAAGCCGAUCUUAAGGAAAGGGGUCGGGGACAAUUCGGUGACCUGGAGAAAAGGAACUCUUAAGAGAGCGGAGUACGCCCGGAGACCGGAGCCGCUAACCCGGAAAAGGCGUGGUCAGAAACAGGGCGGGUUUACAGCGCCCCAUACCAGAAGUCCCGGAUUGGGAAGCGACUAGGCGGGACAGAGUUAGCCAUGUGGGCGUGACCACUGCGGUGCGGUUUGGGGGCGGGACCUAUAGGAACCUGGGGCCCAGCUGGCAGGGGAAAGGUUUGGGAACCCGGGCCUGGGGCUGCAGGAUCCACAUCUAGCGGGGUUCCAAGGCAGCGGUGACAUCAGGCCUCGUUCUGCUCAUGAUCUCACCCUGCCCUUUUUUCGUCCCUCGCGCCAAUAGCCCUAAACUCUAAGACCCUCUUGUCCUCCUGAGCUCUGCCCUCGGAUGUCCGACCGCCCAGAGCCUGCAUGCGCCGUGGGGCGCCCCAGGACCAGGAGCUGGUGGGUCCGGGGGCCCCUGGGCGGGGGUCCCGGGGCUCCCCUCCUUCCUCGGGACCCGUUGUCCCGGUGUUGGUCUUUCCCCCGGAUCUAGUAUUCAGGGCGGACCAAAGAAGUGGACCCCGGCAGCUGCUGACCCUUUACAACCCCACGGGAACUGCACUUCGCUUCCGAGUUCUGUGUACAGCACCUGCCAAAUAUACGGUAUUCGAUGCAGAAGGAUAUGUGAAGCCUCAGUCCUGCAUUGACAUUGUGAUACGGCACGUGGCCCCCAUCCCCAGCCACUAUGAUGUCCAGGACCGAUUCCGCAUUGAGCUAUCUGAGGAGGGGGCCGAGGGACGAGUGGUUGGAAGAAAAGAUGUCACCUCUGUUCUCCGGGCCCCAGCGUACCCCCUGGAGCUUCAGGGACAUUCUGAGCCAACCCCCAACCCAGGGCCUCCUUCGUGGACAGGACCAACUCCAGCCAGACAUCUUCAGGAGAACGCCAUGUGACCAACUGGCACGAAAGCUGCUGCUGCUGCUUUGACACCCAUGAUGGACGGCACCUUGAACUGUGAGCUAGAAGGAACCUAUUUCUCCUCCGGUUGCUUUUGGUUGGGUAUUUUUCGUUGUCAUAGCUACAGGAAAGAAACUAAGCAUGGACUGGGGACCUGAACUCAUCCUCACACGUGCAGGGCAGGCGCAGGGUGACUGAACCAUCUCCCUGGCCCUACACCGCUCUUUACCUUUUAAAAUCAUUUUUAAUUUCUUUAAAAAGGAUUUCUUUUGA